AAAGUAAAUUCCUCUCUGGUCUCUUUCCUGCACUAGAAGCCAUGGCUGCUGCGAAUCCAGCAAAAACUCUCCAGGAUGAACUGACCUGUCCCAUCUGUCUGGAGUAUUUUAAAGAUCCGGUGUCUCUCGACUGUGAUCACAGUUUCUGCCGAGCCUGCAUCACCCAGUGCUGGGAGGGAUUCGAUACAGACGUCUCCUGCCCUCAGUGCAGAGAGAUCUUUCCCCAGAGGAACCUCAGGCUGAACAGGCAGCUCAGGAAUAUUGUGGAAGCAGCCAGAGAACUCAGGUUGCAGACAGCGAAGGAACCAGAACCAGAGAGACUGUGUGAGAAACACAAGGAGCCUCUAAAACUGUUCUGCAAAGAGGAUGAAAUCCCCAUCUGCCUGGUGUGUGACAGAUCCAAGGAGCACAGAGAUCACACCGUCAUUCCUGCAGAGGAAGCUGCGGAAGAAUUUAAGGAAAAGAUUCAGGCCCAUUUGCAGACUCUGAGGGAAGAGAGAGAAAAGCUGCUGGGAUGUAAAGUGAGUGUAGAGACGAGAAGCCAGGAAUAUCUGAGAAAGACACUAACCAAGAGACAGAAGAUUGUGUCUGAAUUUCAGCAACUGCGGCAAUUCCUGGAGGAACAAGAGCGACUCCUGCUGGCCCAGCUGGAGAAGCUGGACGAGGAGAUUGUGAAGAUACAGAAUGAAAAUAUCACCAAACUCUCGGAGGAGAUUUCCUGUCUCAGUGAGCUGAUCAGUGAGAUGGAGGGGAAGUGUCAGAAGCCAACAAGUGAAUUCCUGCAGGAUGUCAGAAGCACCUUGGGCAGGUGUGAGAAGGGGAAGUUCCAACAGCCAGAGGAGAUUUCUCCUGAACUAGAAGAGCGAAUCAGUGGUUUCUCCCAGAAAACUAUUGCACUAUUGGAGACUGUGAGGAAGUUCAAAGACACUCUGCCGUCUGCACUGGAGACAAAAAGAGUGAACGUGACUCUGGAUCCAGACACGGUUCAUCCCCAACUUGUCCUGUCUGAGGAUUGGAAAAGUGUGAGAUGGGAAGAAACAUGGCAGGAUCUGCCUGACAAUCCUGAAAGAUUUGACACUGAGCCCUGUGUGCUGGGCUGUGAGGGAUUCACCUCCGGGAGACAUUGCUGGGAGGUGGAGCUGGGUUGUGGGGGAGGCUGGUUUGUGGGGGUGGCCAGAGAGUCUGUGAGGAGGAAGGGACAGAUCAGCCCUGAGGAGGGGAUCUGGGGUGUGGGGUAUGUGUUGGAUCAGUUCUGGGCUCUCACCUCCCCUGCGACCCCCCUGCCCCUGAGCCGGGCCCCCAGCAGGAUCCGGGUUUGUCUGGACUGUGACCGGGGGCAGGUGACAUUUAUCGAUGCUGGUGACAAGGCCCCGAUCUUCACUUUCCCGCCGGGCUCCGUCCCUGGGGAGAGAAUCCGACCCUGGCUCUGGGUGCUGGGGGAAGGAUCCCGGCUCUGCCUGUGUCCCUGAGACCAUGGGGGUGGGGGAAGAGAGAGGGAGAGGAAUAUCCCACUGGGGAGCCUGAAAUCAGCCUCUCUAGCCUCAGACAGUGUCGUCUCUAUGAUCUCCUCCUGUGGACUUUCUAUCAUGAAGUCUCUGUGACCCUCGAAGUUGCAUCGGGUCUCAACUCUGUGCAGUCUCUGGUGUCAAACCACAGAGAGCAUUAGGUGAGGUAGAGAAGCCGAUCUCAUCACUGCCCCAGGGAUUGUGCAGCCUGUUUGCCACUGUCCUCUAUGAUACAGGAGGACUCUGGGGAUCCUUCGUUAGACAGUGCCACUGACAUGGGAGGGAACAGCCCACUGGGAUGAAAAAUGGGCUUCUCUAGCCACAGUCAUCCUAGUCUCUAUGACCAGGAGGAUUCCCAUCUAGCGUGUUCUGAUUCGUUUCUAUGCCCCUGGAGGACCCGUCUACCCAACCCCCGAUAUCUCAUCUCUAUGGCCCCUGAAAGCUCCUCCCCCUCCCUGCAGCACCAGGGAUGGGAGGGGGUGGAGGGAAGAACCCCUGGAGGAGCAGAGGGGUCUUGAGGGGCAGAUGUGGGGCUGCAGGGGCAUAGCUGAGGGAGGAGCUGGGGGCAGAAGUGAUGUGGAGGUUAAGUAUAGAAUUAGCAGCCGGGCUGGGGACAGGCAGAUGUGGGGGUGACAGGGACACAGAAUUAAUUAAUUAGGAUUUGGGGUUUUGGGGAGAAGCUGGAGGCUCCCUAGGAGCAGGGAGCCUGGGAGAGGGAGACCCAGAAACUGGAGAGUGUGACCUACAAGUCAGGAGGGAAGGGAUGCUAUAGUGGGAACCAGUUAGAGGGUGGGGUGAUGUCAGCUGGCUGAAGAUGUGGAGAGUCAAGUACAGGGUAGGUUUAACCAAAACGGGGGAAAGAAAUGAAAGAAUAAAAAAGGAAAAAUAAAACAAAACCAGUGUAAAGACAGAAGCCUGGAGAAAGUCGUGGGAAACUUAAAUGAAGAGUGAAAGCAAAAUCAUCCUGAGAAGGGAAAUGCUCUGGGGCAGGCAGCAAGAGAGGAAGGGAUAAACUCAGGGGAUAGAACUGGGAACCUGGAGUAUUAUGAUCUGUGAUACGGAAUAGAGAAGGGUUGGGAAGACGCAGAGAAAUAAACAGAUGGGAAAGGAGUGCUAGAGAAAAUGAGGUGUAAAAGUAGAUGAAAUUAAAGAAAAGGGAGGCGAGAGAACAUAAGAUCGAGAUGUAUAAAAUAUUUCUGAAAGUGAGAGUCUGUAAUAUUAAUUCAACCCCAUAGUUCAGGGCCAAUAUUUCCACUUUGGUACUUUUCAGAGCAACACUUCUUCAAAUUUGUGGAUGUUUUUACCAUGUAUUCUAGUUAUGAAAGUUCCCUCUCAGCUCCUUUUAACCUGACAUUUACUUAAGGUAAAUAAACAAGACACAU
Molecule: messenger RNA, 2887 nt
Organism: Malaclemys terrapin pileata
Lineage: Eukaryota; Metazoa; Chordata; Testudines; Emydidae
Product: zinc finger protein RFP-like
Exons: 7
Coding region: 42-1469 (475 amino acids)
Molecular function (GO): zinc ion binding; protein binding
Source: RefSeq, a predicted model, not a curated record